This is a messenger RNA of Penicillium crustosum, 978 nucleotides long. RefSeq names its product endo-1,4-beta-xylanase. Bases 1 to 978 code for a protein of 325 amino acids. NCBI's taxonomy places the organism in Eukaryota, Fungi, Ascomycota, Eurotiomycetes, Eurotiales, Aspergillaceae. Gene Ontology annotation, biological process: carbohydrate metabolic process. The record is from RefSeq and is a predicted model, not a curated record. The transcript has 10 exons. Gene Ontology annotation, molecular function: hydrolase activity, hydrolyzing O-glycosyl compounds.
AUGUUUCCUAAUAUGAUUCAAAUCAAGGCAGCUGCUUUAGUCAUGAUUUUCGCUGGCCAUGUGCUUGCCGGACCAGUUGAAUCCCGACAAGCCUCUGUGAGCAUUGAUGCCAAAUUCAAGGCCCAUGGGAAGAAAUAUUUGGGAAAUAUUGGUGAUCAGGGCACCUUGACUAAGAAUGAGAAGACCCCGGCAAUCAUCAAGGCUGACUUCGGCCAACUGACUCCGGAGAACAGUAUGAAGUGGGACGCCACUGAGCCAAACCGAGGACAGUUCUCCUUCACAGGGUCUGACUACCUGGUCAACUUUGCCCAGUCAAAUGGGAAACUGAUCCGCGGCCACACUCUUGUGUGGCACUCCCAGCUCCCAUCUUGGGUCUCUUCCAUCUCAGACAAAACAACCCUGAUCGAUGUCAUGAAAAAUCACAUUACCACGGUGAUGAACCACUACAAGGGCAAAAUCUACGCCUGGGACGUUGUAAACGAAAUUUUCAACGAGGACGGUUCCCUUCGUAACAGUGUCUUCUACAAUGUGAUUGGCGAAGACUUUGUGCGGAUCGCCUUCGAAACAGCUCGUGCUGCAGACCCAAAUGCAAAGCUCUACAUCAACGACUACAACCUGGAUACUGCCUCUUAUCCUAAAUUGGAGGGUAUGGUUAGCCAUGUCAAAAAGUGGAUUGCUGCUGGUAUCCCAAUUGACGGAAUCGGCUCUCAAACCCACUUAAAUGCCGGUGCUGCUCUCAAUGCUCUAGCCAGUGCAGGAACGAAGGAGGUCGCUAUCACUGAGCUUGAUAUUGCUGGCGCCAGCUCUACCGACUACGUGAAUGUUGUCAAAGCUUGCCUGAACCAGCCGAAAUGUGUCGGAAUCACCGUUUGGGGAGUUGCUGACCCGGAUUCGUGGCGCUCCAGUUCGAGCCCAUUGCUUUUCGACAGCAACUAUAACCCCAAGAAUGCAUACACUGCCAUCGCAAAUGCCCUCUAG